AUGGCUACCCAGGACCACAUCAAGCAAUUUGACCCCAUGAUCCCAGGGAAAUGGGACUCCUACGCCACCAAGCUUGAGUUUUUCCAUGCGGCCAAUAACGUGACCAACCCUGUACUGAAGCGGGCCAUGCUGUUCAGUGUGAGUGGGCCUGCCACGUUCAAGAUUCCCCAGGCUCUCGAGGCCCCAGCCAAGCUAAGCGAGAUGACGUUCAACACAAUAAUGCUGAAGUUGGGGACACACUUCGCUUCCCAGCCAUUGGAGAUUGCUUGCCAGCACGUGUCCUACAAACGAAACCAGGCCUCAGGCAAAUCCAUAGAGGCCUUCAUCACAACCUUGCGGCAGGACACCCACCACUGCAACUUCGGCGACCUGGAGAUAAUGCUCCACAACCGUCUGGUGUGCAGCCUAAGGCAUGAGAAGCUACAACAGCGCCUUUUUGCCAAGAAGAAUAUAGCCUUCCAGGUUGCCUUAGACGAGUCCCUCAUGGCAGAGUCAUCCAACAAGAUGAUGAGAGACAUUCGCCAAGUGCAAAGCCCACCCAUGGCAUGGAAGGCCAAGGCAGUGCACUCAGAGAAGACUGUAGACAGUGAGGAAGGUGAGGAGGUUCUGAGACUGUGCCUUGGCUUGUCCAAGUCUUUUGGCCAACAGAAAGGUGUAGGGGUGACUUGCACCAGUUGCCAGCAUGAAUGCCAGUCAUGCCGUUUCUGUGAUGUCCAGUGUUGGGAAUGUGGGAAAGCUGGGCAUAUUGCAUGCAUCUGCCAAAUGAAGGAGCUGUGGGACACUCCCUGGCAUCCAACUUUAGGGACUGGGGAUGGUCACCGCGGGACUCCAGGUGCAGUAGAAUGCCAUGCCAUAUCGGAGUGUACCUGCACACAGGGGGCAGCUGCCACAUCUAUCCAGAAUGCACAGCCAAUCUGCGAGAAGAUUCGAGUGGCCGUGAUCAUCCAGGGAAUCCCAUGUGAAAUGGAGGUUGACUCUGGGUCAGCGCUCUCUGUUAUUUCUGCUGAGACAUACCAUCACAUCUGCCAGAAGGGAGGAGCCCCCUGCUUGAAGCCCUUUGAGGUAAUCCUGACCGACUUCCAGGGGAAGCACGUGCCCAUUCAGGGAAUUGGCACGUUCACUGUCCAAUUUAAGCAUUUUAGCGGACCACUGCAGCUGGUGGUUGUUGAAGGCCACCACACCAGCCUACUUGGCCUCAACUGGUUCGACGCACUGGGCAUCCAUAUUACCGGGGUCCAGCACAUAAGCCAGUCCAGCUAUGAGGCCAUCUGUGAUGAGUUUGCAGCCGUGUUUGAUGUGUCAAUGGGGUGUUACAAGGGCCCACCGGUCGCACUGAGCCUCAACCCGGCUGUAGUACCGAUCCGCAUGAAGGCUCGGCAGGUGCCAUUUGCCCUGAAGCCCAAGAUCGAUGCAGAGUUGGAUCACCUCAUCAAAGAAGGGGUCCUUGAGCCAGUCCUGCAUGCUCGGUGGGAAACCCCAAUUGUCACUCACCUCAAGGCAAACGGGAAUGUGAGGAUCUGUGCUGACUACAAGUGCACCCUCAACAAAGCCUUGCAGCAGCAUGCGUAUCCUGUUCCAGUUGUGAGGCACCUUCUUGCAUCGCUGGCCAGUGGAAAAGUCUUUGCAAAGCUCGAUUUGACCCAGGCAUAUCAGCAACUCCCGGUUGAUGAGGCCACCUCUGAGGCACAGACUAUCGUGACCCACCACGGGGCUUUCCGUGUCAAGAGACUACAGUUCGGUGUCAGCGUGGCCCCAGGCCUCUUCCAAAGCCUCAUGGAAGAUGUCCUGAAUGGUCUUCCUGGAGUCAUUCCAUAUUUUGGUGAUGUCCUCAUCACGGGGGGGUCCGAGGCAGAGCUUGCAUGCCGUCUUCGAGAGGUCCUGCGUCGUUUUCAAGAUGCCGGCCUAAAGGUGAAGAAAGAAAAAUGCCAGCUGGGGGUGCCCAAGGUUGAGUUCCUUGGGUUCCUGAUCAACGCUGAUGGCAUCCACCCCACACCAGCAAAGGUAAAGGCCAUCCAUAGUGCUCCACCACCACGCUGUAAGCAGGAGCUGCAGUCCUUCCUGGGCCGCCAUGCUCAGGACACUGCUUUCAAUGCUGUCAAACACCUGCUCUCCUCUGACAGUGUCCUUACCCAUUUCAAUGAGACCAAGCCUGUUCUGCUUGCCUGUGAUGUUUCCCCAUAUGGAAUCGGUGCAGUCCUCAGCCACCAGUUGCCGGAUGGGCGGGAGGCCCCUAUUGAAUUCUACUCCAGGACCUUGUCAUCGACGGAACACAAUUAUGCCCAGAUCGACAAGGAGGCCCUGGCUGUCGUGGCAGGGGUGAAUAAGUUUCACAACUACAUCUAUGGCCGCCACUUCACAAUUGUGACUGACCACAAGCCUCUGCUGGGCCUUUUCGCUCCUGAUCGGCAGACUCCUCAGAUCCUGUCCCCAAGGAUGCUAAGGUGGUCUAUCUUUCUCAACGCAUAUGACUACGCACUUCACCACCGUCCUGGCAAGAGCUUGGGUCAUGCAGCUGCGAGAGGGUGGCCAGUGGAUCACCUUGAUGCCGAGUUCUCCCCAUUCAUCUCCCGGCAACACGAACUGUCAGUUCACAAGGGAUGCCUGCUGUGGGGGAACCGUGUUGUGAUUCCCACUAAGCUGCAGACUGGAGUGCUGGAGGAUCUGCAUGUGAGUCACCCAGGUAUCGUCCGCAUGAAAGCUCUGGCCAGGAGCUAUGUCUGGUGGCCAGGCAUCGAUGCAGCAGUAGAAGAAUGGAUCCGGUGCUGCCAGACCUGCCAAGAGUUCCAACCGGCCAUGCCCCAGGCCCUGAUCCAGCAGUGGGAGAUGAUGCGAAAACCAUGGUCAAGACUCCACAUUGAUUUUGCUGGCCCGUUCCAAGGUCAGACAUUCUUGAUCAUUGUGGACUCCUUCUCAAAGUGGCUUGAGGUGGUGCCAGUCUCAGCAAUGAACUCCAAGGUCGCCAUCUGGGCCCUGCAGUGGGUCUUCACCACACAUGGCCUGCCAGACAUCAUUGUUUCCGAUAAUGGAGCACAGUUCACAUCGGCUGAGUUCCAGAAGUUCAUGGCCGACAACCUAAUCCAACAUGACACAUCAGCACCAUUUCACCCAUCAACAAACGAACAGGCUGAGAGAAUGGUGAGGACCACCAAGGAAUCCCUCACUCGGAUUGUCCAGGGGGACUGGAACCAGCGCUUAGCAGAUUUCCUGCUGCAGCAGCACAUCACGCCCUGCCCUGCCACAGACCGAAGCCCGGCAGAGCUCCUCAUGAACCGUAAGCUGGCAUCGCUCCUGGAUCGGCUGCACCCCAACCUUACAUCUGAUUGGCUUCCAGGCCAGGAGCCUCCAGCGGCCCCCACAUCCUUCACCCCCAAUGACCCUGUCUACAUCCAGAACUAUGGAGAUGGCCCUGCCUGGAUCCCUGCUGCUAACAGGGCAACUUGGCCAGUCUCCUACAAGGUUGCCACGCCAGACAGUCAGGUCCACCGCCGGCACGUGAUCCAAUUGUGGCACCACCUGAUUGAUGCCCCAGCUCCAGCUGCCUCCACCACACUGAAGCACAGGGAUGAAGUGAAUGAUCAGCCUGCCUCACAGGCUGAUGCACCCAAGGAGGAUACUGUUCCCAGGAAGUAG
Messenger RNA from Zootoca vivipara (common lizard), 3630 nucleotides. The record is from RefSeq and is a predicted model, not a curated record. NCBI's taxonomy places the organism in Eukaryota, Metazoa, Chordata, Lepidosauria, Squamata, Lacertidae.